Molecule: messenger RNA, 1378 nt
Organism: Lentinula edodes (shiitake mushroom)
Lineage: Eukaryota; Fungi; Basidiomycota; Agaricomycetes; Agaricales; Omphalotaceae
Product: Golgin subfamily A member 7/ERF4 family-domain-containing protein
Exons: 4
Coding region: 139-1185 (348 amino acids)
Biological process (GO): protein targeting to membrane; peptidyl-L-cysteine S-palmitoylation
Cellular component (GO): extrinsic component of endoplasmic reticulum membrane; endoplasmic reticulum palmitoyltransferase complex
Source: RefSeq, a predicted model, not a curated record
UCUUGCCGACCUGCUUUCAUAACCCUUCAAUAGCCUCAGCGUGUUAACGACAGAAGGCUUGACUGUAAGUAUAUCACACUGUGGCUUCAUUCAGCCAUUCACACACAUUAUCCUUUAUCUCUCGCUGAAACUAUUGGGAUGGCUUCAAACGAGGAAGACUCACGAGAGGGCGCUUCAUCCGAUGUUAUAGAUGUCACCAGUAAACAUGAAGUCAGGAUAUCACGGCAAAAUUUACCUCCAAGUCCUCCACUUACAAGGUCAAAUUCUGUGGCGAGUACUCCUGGUGUAACUGUGUUGGACGAAGAUAGGGAUGAGAAGGACAUGGCGAACGAGAACGAGGUUUCAGAAGAAGGUUGGGAUCCUUUGCAACGCGAAGUAGGAGGUCAGCCGAUGGAGGAUGAAACAUUUGUCGCUGCUCGAGGCGGGGAGUUGCUUGAAGCCGGUGACUCCGUUGUGGACGUCAACGGCCGAGUCAUUUUCUCUCCUGGUCGAAAUCUAUCACGCUCAAACCUUCAGCUUGAGUUCGAGCCCAGGCCACUACAACCCUGGGACCUUGUGGAUCCCCCCUUGACUAAUGGAGAGAAGCUUAUCAAUCCAUAUGGUACAGUGAACUCGCACAAGUUUAGCACUUUACAAGAUUCAGCUCGUAGUCGCUCCCUAAUACCCAAGUCAUCAUAUUACUUUGGCCCCCCUCCACCUGGCUCGGCAUAUGGCUCCCGUCCCAUAGGUCAGAUUGGGUUGCACCAUCCUCGGGAAAUCAUUAGAGUCGAAAGAGACUAUACUGGAGGAGAGCUGAUACAAUUUGCACCAAUCUAUCUUUUGGAACUAGAAGGCCGAAUAACGCCGACUCAGUUUCUGGAAUCGAUGAACUCUAUCAACGAGCUUCUUAUAUCGGCGCAUAGUUUUCGCCAUGCAAUGAUAGAUAAUCUUCUCUCCAUAUUCACCCUACAACUCUUCUCUGUUGUUUUUGAUACGCAUUAUGAAAGGGAAAUGAAGCGCCUACAACAGUUAUUCGACAAGUUGAACACGGAUAUAUACAAUCCUUCAGGAUUGAACCUCUUGUGGCCAAGGAAGGUUGCGUUUUUGUUUGUGAGUUUGAAGUCCUUCACACCCAGGUGGGGAACUUAUCAGUGGUGUUUUAGCUCGAGAUUGAAUAUUAUGUGGGUAACGUCCGUCAUCCUUUGAAGUAACUAACUUCAUCUACGUGUAGUGAUUCUAACAGCGUUUAGAAGUGGGACUCUUUGUUAUAUGUAAUAUAUAUACCGUACAGUGUUAUUCAUAAUCGACAUUCCGGAGAUUUGCCCGAGCUUGAGAACUAGUACGCGUAUGCGGAACAGAGCAGUGAGUCAAAAGACGAACGGCGCCGAAGUUGCAUAUA